AUUGAAUGCAACGUUAAGCGAGAAAAUGAUUUACAAAUCAAACAAAAGUCUGUCUAUUAAUAGUUGUUAUCAUUAGUACUUAUAAUCAGUGUUCACAAACUAAUCACUGGUUUUAUAGGCAAACAAUCAAAUGCCUUAUAUUAGCAGUGAAGUCGACAAAAGUCAAUCAAAAAUCAGUCAAACAUUUGCAAACACUUAACACUCAAACCAUUUUUUGCUGUGAUUUUCAAUACAAAUAUUUUAAUCAAACAUUUUUCUCCCAUUAAUUAAAUCAAACAAAACUUUUUGAAACAAAUUUACAAAAACUUUUUCGUUGUGUCAAUACUCGCUGUCAUUAUGAGAGUUGUGACAAAACUAUUGUCUUAUGGCUUGCUAUCAGUGGUGCUCUUGUUUUUGGUGACAAUCAUCCGUACGAUAGUAUACUUCCCGCCACUCAAAGACGUCCACUCGUGUCCACAACUUCAUGAGCCUAUCGGUGGUGAGGCGGUGGUCGACCGGUUCCGGAGGGCUAUCAGCUUCAAGACCAUCACCAGAGCUGCUCAACAGUACGACACCGCAGAGCUUAAGAAGUACAUCGACUUCAUUAUCAAGAGUUAUCCGACAAUCCAUUCCUCAUCGUUCGUGUCCUACGAAUUGGUCAACAAUUAUAGCCUCUUAUAUACCGUGAAAGGCAGCGACAGAUCGCUGACACCAUACCUCCUGUGCGGGCACUUGGAUGUGGUUCCCGUCGAGUUAGACAAAUGGGAUGUCGACCCCUUCGCCGGUGUCAUCCGAGAUGGCUUCAUAUACGGCAGGGGAACCACUGAUGUCAAGAACAUUGUCAUGGCCGCAUUAGAGUCGUUGGAGUAUCUGCUGAAGAAUGGCUUCAAACCGAAGCGAAGUUUUUACGUAGCCUUCGGUCACGACGAGGAGGCCCUGGGAGUAGACGGCGCCCAAUACCUGGCCAAAGCACUGGCCGCUAAAGGUGUCAAACGACUGGAGUACCUCCUGGACGAGGGAACCAUUAUAUUGAAUAAGGCUUUCGUGGGCGUCGACGCACUGGUAGCUAUGAUAGGGGUCACCGAAAAGGGUUACCUCACCGUCCGUAUG
Oppiella nova is the source of this 1089-nucleotide messenger RNA. NCBI's taxonomy places the organism in Eukaryota, Metazoa, Arthropoda, Arachnida, Sarcoptiformes, Oppiidae. The record is from the annotation of a GenBank genome assembly.